Oppia nitens is the source of this 1234-nucleotide messenger RNA. Its product is annotated as integumentary mucin C.1-like. The transcript is spliced from 3 exons. NCBI's taxonomy places the organism in Eukaryota, Metazoa, Arthropoda, Arachnida, Sarcoptiformes, Oppiidae. The coding region runs from base 119 to 1114 and encodes 331 amino acids. The record is from RefSeq and is a predicted model, not a curated record.
UAAAAUAUAAGUGAAAUUAGUUGCCAAUCUGUGUGUAUAUCUGUCUAUCUCUGUCUCUCUCUCUCUCUUUCUGUUUGGACAUCCAUUACUGUUGAAUACAAAUCAAACGAACAAAACAAUGUCUCAGUCGAUAUCGUCAUUACUAUUGCUCGUAUCGGUAGUGGUGGUGGCGUCGGUGGCUAUCACUACGGUAUUAUCGGCUGCAACAACCAAAGCGACAACAAAACCAACAACAAAAGCGACAACAAAAACACCGACACUGACAUCAUUGACAACGACGACACCGAAAUCGGCAAAAAAUGACUGCAGUCGUGAUUUUUUUGAACUGGGCGUAUGUAUGGCUAAUCGAUGGGAAUCAUACAAUAUAUUGAAUGCCUUCAAAAAAGAUAACGAUUUUUUCCAAAAACAAUGUUGUCUACUAUGGGAAAGCCACUGUAGUUACACAAAAUUGGCCAAAGUGUGUCCAAAAACACCGAUAGCUAAACAGGCAGAGUUGGAAAAAAUGUUGUCCGGUUGUGUAAAAACUGUCAAAUUUGUAGUCAACGCCGAAAACUGUAAAAAAUUGAAACCUAUUGAACAAAAUAAGGAGGUAUGCAAACCCUAUCUCCCCUGUUUUGAUAUGCCCGUCAAAUUGGAAAUCCCAACCACCACUACCACCACCACCACUACUACUACUACUGCCAGUUCAGAAGAAACAACUACAGGUGCCGAUGAAACAACUACUACAGGAGCCGCUGAGUCAACUACAGGAGCCGAUGAAACGACAACUACUGCAGGAGCCGCUGAGUCAACUACAGGUGCCGAAGAAACGACAACUACUGCAGGAGCCGCUGAGUCAACUACAGGUGCCGAAGAAACGACAACUACUGCAGGAGCCGCUGAGUCAACUACAGGUGCCGAAGAAACGACAACAACAGGAGCCGGUGAGACGUCAACUACAGGCGCUGAGGAAACAACUACAGCAGUAGUAGCCCAGGAAACUACUGCUGCUGGUGCCGAUGAAUCGACUACAGGAGCCCAAGAAACUACUACUACAGGUGCCGAGGAAGCAACUACUACUGGAGCUGUGGAAACUACUGCAGGAGCCGAUGAAACUACUACUAGUGGUUCAUAAUCGGGUAAUGGAUCUAAAAAAUAAGUUAUUUAGUUGAAUAUAUCUAAAUAUAGUCUAAAUAUUUUAGUUUUUUAGUUCAUACAAAACUGAUAAUAAUUAUUAUUAGUUUAAUAUAUUUUU